Messenger RNA from Raphanus sativus (radish), 850 nucleotides. RefSeq names its product WEB family protein At3g51220-like. The transcript has 2 exons. Bases 4 to 630 code for a protein of 208 amino acids. NCBI's taxonomy places the organism in Eukaryota, Viridiplantae, Streptophyta, Magnoliopsida, Brassicales, Brassicaceae. The record is from RefSeq and is a predicted model, not a curated record.
CACAUGGACCACAAACUCAUACAACUAAAGCAAACAAAACAACCCUCAAUCAUCUGCAUUCUUGCAAUGGUUCGCGCGGAGAUCGACACUGGAGCUCCUUUCCGGUCUGUUAAAGAAGCCGUCACUCUCUUCGGCGAGAGAAUUCUUCUCGGAGAUAAUUACAUCAACAAGUCUCUAGAGAUAAACGGAAUUAGAAACAAAUGCAUAGAAGCUGAGCUUGAUGAAGUAAAGGCGAAUCUUAGGAAAGCAGAAGAAGAGAACAAGGUUUUGUCUCAACUUCUCGAAACCCUCACACACGAGCUUGAAACGGCUAAGGAAAAGCUAAGGCACUCGGUCAGAAAAUCCCCUGAAAACCCUCAAGUUGAAGAUGACCUCAAAUUUAUAGAGCAAUCCAGGGUUAUUGAACCGGAUAGAAUAACCGAGAUCAAAGUGAACCGGUUUGACGAAAAUGAGGUGUAUGAUGAGGAUCGUUUGGAGAGGAGGCGUUCGGUGAAGUUUGCGAAUCCACCGUUGUUAACGAAAGUCAUUGAGAGCAAAGAGGAGAAGAAGAAGAACCAAGUUAUGGUGAAGAAGCAGACAAAGAAGAUGAAGCCAUUGGCUGCUUGGCUCUUCGCAAGAAAAUUGGUCUAGUUGACCACUUUUAGAAAUGCUUGUCUCGCGUUUAUAUGCCUUACAUAUUCUGAAAUAAUAACCCCAAAACUAAAAUAGUUCUUACUUUGGGGAUUCAUGCAACUUAAAUUUGUAACAGUUUUCUUGUCGAUUUGUAGCAACUACAUAGACAAACUGGAUCGUGUCAAAUGUUUUUAAGGGAUUUUAGCAUCCGAAAUAUGAAUGAUAAAUAUAAGCAAUC